CCUAACCUUCCUCCAAUUCAUAUGGAAUGUCGAAGAGUAAACGUUUUUGUGGUUUUACUUCUUACACACGGUAAUUGCGGACUGACGGAUACAUGAGUGACGAAAGUAAAAAUAUAAUGUAACAUAAAGCAAUCGAAGCAUUUCUUUUUUUGCGUAAAUUCCUAUUGGGUAUAUUUAUAAAAAUGAAAAGUGUAAAAGAGGAUAGUUGUAACCUCACAACACCGGCAAAGAGAAUAUUUUCUCCAGUUAAAUUAUCGUCACCUAACUCAUACCAAGGGAAAAACUUGACAGGAGUGGCACGUCAUGUACGUGAUUUAGUUGCAGAUAUCCAUGCGAAUGUACAACAAUGGAAUAAUCUUCAUCUUCAAGGAAUAACUCAUAUAAAAAGCAUAGCGCAAGAAAAGCAUAACAAAAAUUAUUAUUCAAGGACUUUGCAAGAUUUGUGCGACAAGUUAGAAAGUAUUUGCAAUAAUCUGGAUGAUAAAGUUAAAAACUUUGAUCAAAUCAGACAUCAACUGAAAGCUAUAACAACUUUACAGAAAACUUCAAAUAAAUUAUUCAUAACAUGGCCAACGACCAAAUUUGGUGAGGUAGCAGAAAUCAUAUAUGAAACAUAUCGCGAGGAAGCUAAGUUGAAACGCAAAAUACUUGAAAAUGUUGCUCACAAUCAUACUGUCUCUUGGAAAAUGCUUCAUCUCGCGGCAUGGCAGUAUCAACCUUUACUGUCUGAAAAUCUAACGAUAUUACUGGAAUCUUUACUCAUUGAGACUGGCCAUAGACCAUUGCAAUAAAAGUUUUCAAGGUGACGAUCAGCACCUGAACUCGUCGGAACGCAUCUGAAGCGUCAUCCAGCACAUAUUUCUGGUCUUUUACUUCAUCUUUGUCACCUUUGUACGUGUACAUGCGACAUUUUAGAAUACAAACAUACAUUGGAAGAGGCACGGCCGCCCUUUGCUCUGUCCAACAUGACACAGGUGUGGUGCGACAGACAGAGAAUAUCUCUCACUGUCCUACUGCCUGCUAUCCAUCUUAGGCAAACAUAUACACAGUCAUGCAUAAGGAUAGAUAGCUAUCUAAAGAUAUAUGUGUCUAUCUAUAUCUCACGCCUUUAUUGCACACAAUCCCGUACGUCGCUCGGAUUGGCCGUGCCCCUUCCAUAUAUGUUCUAAGGCGGUAUCCGCGCGCAGUUGACCACGUGUAGUCAUGAGUAGGCUCGUGUUUAACAAGUCUGUUGUACACCUUUCUUCGUACAGCACUUUAUUUGUACAAUCCCCGAAGGGUGUCGGAGGAAAUUUAUCAAAGAUGAAGAGCGAUUUGUCUGUACAAUAUCUGAAAGACGUCGCGCAUAUAGAAUGUAAUACAUUCUCUUUUUUUGUUUUUGGUAUCUUAUCGUAUCAUGUACCGAUUGAAAAUUAAGAAUUAAUUAAUCAUU
Molecule: messenger RNA, 1432 nt
Organism: Dinoponera quadriceps
Lineage: Eukaryota; Metazoa; Arthropoda; Insecta; Hymenoptera; Formicidae
Product: cyclin-dependent kinase 2-interacting protein
Exons: 5
Coding region: 183-791 (202 amino acids)
Source: RefSeq, a predicted model, not a curated record